AAAGUAGGUCACUAAAGGUCAUUAGCUGGAGGGGUGUUUAGAUGGGGCGUUACGUUGAUGUACUCAGGCCGAAUAAACUAUGAGUUUGCAGGUUCAGUGAACAAAGAAUGGAUAUGGAAAGAUAACUUGUAUUACUUUCAUUCGCUGAAAGUCAAGUCAGAGUUGUGCUAUCACAGUGGUUGUGUUAAUACUAUCUGCUGGGAUGAUCGCGGGGAGUAUAUUUUGUCGGGUUCAGAUGACAGAUGUAUCGCUAUUGCUAACGCUUUUUCACAGGAUUCUGAAGGUCAAAACGCCUAUAAUUUAAAGUUGCCUGCGUACAGUAACAUUUUUACGGCGAAGUUUCUCCCUUUUUCUUGCGGAAGCGAAAUAGUUGUUGGCUUUAAAUGCGGUUGUGUCACCCAUGUUAAUCCCAACUCUAGUAUAAAGGAUAGUCUCAAGAACAUUUUCUGUCACACGUUUGCCGUGUAUGACAUUCUUACUUUGCAAGAAAUGCCUACUUGCUUUAUAACACUAUCUCAUGACCAUUCAGCCACUCUUCUGGAUACCAGAAUCACCUCCGUGCACAAGAGUCCGAGUUGUAGUCGGGGAUGUUUCAACAACACAAACUCACCAUGGGUUUCAAAUUUUUCUGUUGUCAAUCAGUUAAAGUUUCAUUUUCCAGUAACUGCUGGUGAUAUCCAUCCUUUGAAUGGAUGUCGUUCAAUCGCGCUGGCAACUGCCGACGGUUUUGUACGUCUUUUCGAUAUUCGAAAGCUCGUUUCCACUUUGUCCUCCGCAGCUGUGGGCGACCCACCUCAACCUAUGCCAUUUCGUGUAGCCAGACCUCUUGGUUUACCCGCGAAGAUAAAUUCGACCAAAACGUUCAGAUUAGAUUAUGGACCAGGUCAUAUAACGUCAGUCAAGUUUGAACCUAUCUAUGACAAGGAUCAUACUCAGUUUUGGUUACCUAUUGGCCGUAAACAGUCACUUUCGUCGAAUCUUGGUGGGAAACAUUUACUUGUCAGUCAUAUGUAUGCCCCUAUUUUCUUGUAUGAUCUUUGUUCAGAAGAAACGCUUAGCGACUCUGAAGUACAGCGACCUGAUUGGCUACCGAAUACGGAUACAUGCAGUCCAUCAUCGGAAACAGAAUCUCCUCGCUCAUCGGAAGAUAGCCUUAUUUCAGAUCCGAAUAUACGUUUAACUGUUGCUCUCUAUCGAUGGCUCACCCAACAUCGAUCCAGAACAGAUGAAAACGCUGUGGAUGAAGCAUCGACUGAACCUCAAACAGUGUCUUCAAGUCCUGCCGAAUCAACGUCUGGUCAAACUUAUACAGGCUCUCAGCGUGAACAAAAACUCCCCAUCGAUUACUUAACAGAUGCAUAUAUUUCUGACAUCAUAAAUUCUUCUCCAAGAUGUCGCGAAAUAAUGAAAUAUCGUGGUCGUGAAUGCUGUAGUACUGUGGUCAAAGUGUCAACAUUUUGGGGGCGGAAUUUUAUUCUGUCCGGAUCUGAAUGUGGUCAUUUAAUUGCAUGGGAUCGUAAUACAGGAAAGCCUGCACUUGCAAUUAAAGCAGAUACAUCUGUAGUAAAUCGAAUUAUUCCUCACCCUCUUUUCCCAAUGAUUGCUGUCAGCGGAAUUGAUCGGUCCAUAAAAAUAAUUGAACCUGAUCCAAAUAUAUACGAACAAAGUGAUGUUGACGAUGGUGAUGACCAUGGUGAAUCAGCGUUUAUGAAAGUAGUAAAACAACAUGAAGAAGAAGCAAGUCAGGUCUGUUGAAAUUCUUGUCUAACUUUAUCAGUAUGUUCUGCACAGAUAGACAAACACAAAACGAAAUUACUGUAUGAUGUUAAUUAUUUAUUGUUAUAUGUUAGGUUGUGCUUUCUAAUCACUCGUAACGAAAGUUGAAAAUCUAACCGAAUUUUAAUUACUCGAUAUUAUUAGUUACUAAAAUAUCCGGGUUCGGAAGGAGGCCGUAUAGUUAUUUUGUAUGGCAGUGCAAAAAAGGAGCGAAAAGUGUGAGAUGAUUUCCUGACUCAUCAACCAAGGGAAGAGAAAUAAACAUAAAAAACUAAAUGAUUAGUUUGGAAAAUUAGAGUCGCUCUUUCUUUUAUAACAAAAUGACAGACUUACAAACAAAGUCUGUAACUUGGUUUGACAGAAAAUCUACAAAUUAACGUUGCAUACACUCAUAGAAAACUUUAAGUCUCUUACUGACUGUCAAAAUAAGAGUAGAUUUUCAUUUUAGCUGACGAACAUUUAACUCACUAAAUCAUUUGUUCAUUCGUUUACUAAUUAAUGUUAUACAGUUAUGUCAAGCAAAUGAAAUAAGAACAAAAAAAAUGUUAAGUUCUGGUAAUAAUCACUUGGAUAGUAUCGCACGUCUACGAGCUGGUCGUGUUGCACGAAUGAUUUUACUACGGCUCGUUGAAGGAACAAACUCCACAGAUUCAAGAGAUACGGAUACGAAUACAUGAAGCUCGUCUGGCUGUGACUUUUCAUGAUUCUUGAUCUCUGUGCUUUCAACUGACUUUUAUUAUUUGCCAUUUAUUCGGAUUCAAAUUCGUGUUUUUGCGAAUCGUCUGUGACAUGCUUUUAUCCUUUCUUUAAAUUUCCCUUACCACAAAAUUUGUUAUUUAGUAUUUCGUCAAAUAGUCAUUUAUCCCUAUAAGAACGACCGUAUAGUACAAUG
This is a messenger RNA of Schistosoma guineensis, 2668 nucleotides long. Lineage: Eukaryota; Metazoa; Platyhelminthes; Trematoda; Strigeidida; Schistosomatidae. The record is from the annotation of a GenBank genome assembly.